Messenger RNA from Lingula anatina, 4400 nucleotides. Its product is annotated as transmembrane GTPase fzo-like. NCBI's taxonomy places the organism in Eukaryota, Metazoa, Brachiopoda, Lingulata, Lingulida, Lingulidae. The record is from RefSeq and is a predicted model, not a curated record.
AAUGUUGUUCCCACCUGAGAUCCCUCUUUCGCUGCAACGACAACGCCCGCAGUUAACAAAAUAGGUAUAUGUAUUAAUUUUGAAAGCACACCUGGAUGUCCCGUUGCGAAAACAACUUUGACCUACGUCAUUGUUAUACAAAUGAAUUCAGCUGAUCUGGGGGUCGAUUUAGUGGAAGUCGCUCAUUCUUGGAAGAGAUUCGUUUCGCCGAAAAGAACUACAUCGUGGAGUUCUUUUAUCCAACGUUUCAAUCCACGUUAUGUCCAGUUAAGGUAAAUAACUGAAAACACAAAAUACUUGGAAAUACGAGGCGGUAGCAGCAAUGGCAAACAUAAGUGACAUAACUCUAGACACCAUCGAGUCUUUGAAUGACUCCGUGGAGGCCUUUGAUAUUUGCGAGCGUUUUAAGAUAUACUCUGACGACAUUGAAGAUCUACAGGAUCUAAAAGAAAGGCUUCGCUUACAUGUCGAGGCAGAACACUCUCAAGUUCCCAGACUGGAAAAGGCUGCUGAUGUUUUCGCUGAACUACGAGAGAAUGAUACGCAAAGAAGAAAUGCACUUCAGUCGAUCUUUAAAACCAUUGAGGAGUCCCUACCAUUACUUGACUUGAGCAUCUUGAAGAGGCUGGAAGCUGAGAAUGUUGUAUCUGAGAGCGCAGACACAAACGUGCGUAAAAGGAUCACCAUGCUCGAAACUGGUAACUGCCCAAUACUUGUAGCAGGCGAAACUUCUUCGGGGAAGAGCACGCUUUUGAACCUUCUCCUUGGCAAAAAGAUCCUACCGGAAGCCCAUUUAAGCUGCACAGCAGCGAUCACAAGAAUAAAGUAUGGAGAAGAACCUAGAGUAUUCAAAGUGACACACCAACCUGACGGCAGCAAGAAGUCGUCGGAAGUCCCCAUAAAGAAGCCUGAUGAUUUGUGCUCGGCUUUGGAGCCUGUUCUAUUCCCUAAGGGUGCAGCGAGGGAGGAUGAACAGGAAAAGUGCACCGUUGAUGUUUAUUUGCCAUUUGAACUGUUAAAGAGUGGUGUGUAUAUCAUCGACAGCCCUGGUAUUGGUGAGAGUGGUGUCAUGGAUGACGUGGUUCUUGACUUUAUUGCCAACAAUGACGUCUUUGCCUUCAUUUAUGUCAUUAUGACUGAUAAGUCAGGCGGAGUACAAGAAGAUAGGCUCCAAAAAUUGCUGCGGCAACUUCAAGAUAUGAAGGAUACUGCUGGAGAGCCAAUAUUUGACCCUGGCUGUGCUAUUUUUGUCUGCAACCGCUGGGAUCUUGUGCCAGGGUACGCAAGGGAAAAGGCUUUAGAGAAUGUGCGUUUGGCAGUGAGUGAGGGCUGGAACCGGCCAAUGGAUUCAUCAAAGCAGAUAUUUACCCUUUCUGCUAAAAUGGCGUGGCAGCACAGUCAGGCUGGGUACAUGACUCACGACUACAGGCGACUGGUCAGAGGCAUCAAGGGCCUGAUUCCAGUGAGUUUGCAAAGAAGGACGGAGCAUGUGCACCGCUGGGGCAAACAUAUGGUAGAGCGCACUAUAGAUUGUGCUGAGCAGUAUCUUCAUUCUGCCAAUUUGACUAGGGAUGAACUUGAAGCUCAGCACAACUCACAGAAGAAACGGCUGGACAGACUUGAGAAAAAGUCGGAAGAAAUUUUGAAAAAACUAGACGAACAUCUUUAUAAAGAAUGUGAAACCAUUACUGAUUCUUUAUCUAAAUAUCUUGGCAGCGAUCCUGUCUGUGAUCGAGUUACCUCUUGGACCAAUGCCGAAGCUCCUUAUGGGAUUAGUUGGAACUAUUUAGAAGGAAGAAUAGAAGAUGCCAUCUGUAAAAGAAUCAUUGAUGCCAUCAGGUCUUGGGAAACAGAAGAAAAGCAUUUUGAAACUCUGAAGAAAGACUUGUUCAAAAAAUUCACGAGAGAAUUCCAGUUAAUUGAAUCUGAGCUGCGCAUGAUUGAAAACAUGCUGGAACGGUCCUCGGAAACAGAUUCCAGUGAAAGUAGAGAUUUGGCGGCCUACAUGGAAUUACAAGACCUAAUGGACAAUGAGGUGAACAAAAUGUCAAUUGUAGACUUUAACCUAGGUGAAAAAAUUGCACUCGGCUUAUUUUCACCAAUCAUUUUACCCAUUGGUGCGUUGGGUAUGCUUCUUGCGUCACCGGCAUUUCUUUUUGUUGACGUAAAAAAACAUGUAAGGAAGAGGAAAGAAAAACAAAUCUUAAAACAAUAUGACCAGAAGAAAUGUGAAUUUCUUCGAGACAGAUCAUCCGAGGCUUUGAAAAUAAUGGCUAAGCGUGAUGUUACAAAGGCCUAUGUCGAUGCUCAACUCCAAGAAGCCAGGGAUCAUCUACAGAUGAUGCGCGAGUCCAUUCCACAGCUUAUAUCAUCAACAAGAAAGUACAUGCAGUCCAUUAAAGAAGACCAACGGUCUAAGGAGCAGCUCAUCGACACCUAUGACCCUGUUGUCAAGAAGUUUACCAGAGUUAACCGUGCGCUGGAAGAUUUUGCUAUUACACAUCUUUUCUCGUACGAUUAUAACGAGACAGAUGUGGAAGCAGACAUCAGACUUGUUAAAGGGCCAACGUCAUAUAAAGGAAACUGGACUGAAGUUUUCUCUGCCAUCUUAAAAUCUCCAAAGGGUCCGUCCCUCAAAAUAUCUGUAAAACGAUAUAAAGGGGCUACAUGUGAAAAGCAAGUACGUGAGGAUAUCAUUGAAAUGAGAAAAAUGAAGCAACAAAAGAGGAGAUUCAUUCCCACCAUACUGGGUACUUAUUUGGAUCCAACAAGUGAAUUGCCAUCUCUUAUCUUGACCCCGCGUUUGACCAGUUUGAGGGUCCUCAGCAGUGGCAAGGGCAGUCGUAAAGUCCUACCGGGUCAGCUGGUCCAUUGUUUACUCAAAGAACCGAUAGAUUGUCUUAUCCAACUGGCGAACGCCUUGGCCUACCUGCACAAGAAUGGCUUCGUCUGUCUGGAUUUGUCUAUGGAUACAGUUAUGAUUACCGCUGGGAGGGAUAAAACCGUGAAGUUAGUGAACAUCAGCAAACCUGUCACGAUGCCACCCCCAGAUCCCAACUCCACCAUAGGGUCUAUGGUUUAUCUCCCCUACAGCGUCCUCGAUGGCACCAAACCUUACGAUGCUGAUGCCAACAUCUACGCCCUUGGGCUCAUGAUGUGGGAGGUAUGGCAUAUUGAACAUGCUUACAAAAUUCACAGAGAUCUUGUAGUAAGCGUCUUUUGUGCUGGAAUAAGGCAGGGCAACUUCCCUCUGAAGUUUGAAAGUGGUAAAAUGGAUCCGACCUUGGAGGCAUGUUGGGAGAAGACCAUGAGGGCUUGUCUCUCCUGGGAAAUAGCCAUAAAAGACUGCAAAGAUCGGAUGCAUGGAAUACAGGAUUUACUGAACCGAAAAGAAAGUACUGUGUGAUGGUGUUAAUUGUUAUCAAACAUGUUAACAAAUGCCUUUUCUGGAACGGCAGAACAAGUAACCAUAUUUUUAUUAAAUGGGCACGUAUUUAAUAUAGAGUACUUUGAUCUUUAAAUAUGAUAUUUAUUAAAGAGAGUAUGCAAUGUAGCUGUUGAUUUAAUUUCCUAGAUUUUGUCCAUUGACUUGUACACUAGUAUUUUUCACAUAAUAACGUUCGUAUUUUCAGUAAUAUUCUUUGGAAACACAUAUAUAAUGUUUUUAUCUAGAAAAACUCUAACUGCUAGAAACCUACGCUAGCUUGUGUACAGUGAAGGCAUUUGGUUUCGUAUGGAGAUAGACACGCAACUUUAAGACUUAGUGCAUUGUAUAUGAUUAGCAUACAUCCUACCCUUAUAUAAAUCGCAAUAUUCAGCAAUGAUGUAAUGUUUUGUUUGUUUAUGGGAAAUGCUUUUUAAAAAUUUCAUUAACUCAAGAAAAUAUUCACUGCAAAUAUUUAAAGAAGGAACCUAGCAAUUCGAAACUAUUGGUGUUUUUCAAAAACGAUUCUAGCACUUUCAUCGUAAUGAAAAUCAAUUACUAUUGUUUUGUUGUUUUAGUGAAAUGGAUUUUACAGUCAACGACUAUGAUCCGAGUCUUAUUUCAAUGAGCCAGAGUGUGUGGAUAAAAGAAUCAAAUAGUGCAACGAACGAGAAGUAAAAAAUAGUAACAUAAAGAUUAAAAUCAUUAUUUUAUGUUGGGAUGAAGAGAAUUAAAAUAGUUUGAUUGAGCGCUUAUUAUUCGCUUUUAAUGAAUACUUAUGGAGAAAAUAAUAAUAAAAUAUAUUAUGUAAAAACGUAAAACAUACUACCAUUACCAAAGAAGUGAAAGUAGACUGAAGAGAAGACUAGAAUGUAAAGUUUUGGGAAACCAGAGAAAAUUUUUGAUGCAUCGAUGUAUGGGAAUGUGACAUGAUAAGAGUUAUUGUAAUAGUAAAUUAAGGCUGCAGGAAUAAACA